Molecule: messenger RNA, 441 nt
Organism: Trichomonas vaginalis G3
Lineage: Eukaryota; Parabasalia; Trichomonadida; Trichomonadidae
Product: glycosyltransferase family
Exons: 1
Molecular function (GO): glycosyltransferase activity
Source: RefSeq, a predicted model, not a curated record
UUGAAUCGAGCUCUUUCGAUUAGAAGACAUAUUAAUAAUAUUAAGGAUCUCAUCACAGCUGUUCGAAGUAAUAUAAAGGAAGUAGAAUUCGAGGAAAUUGAAGAUCGACUUGGAUCAAUUGAAUCAUAUGCAAAGUUUUAUCCAUCGAUCAAGUGUGUUUUCCUUCCAACAGGAAGCAAUGCAGUUAAAACAAUUUUCAUGCAUCCAAACACAGUUGUUAUUAUUGCAAGCAAUGAGAUGUUUGACUAUGCAGUUGUUUAUUCCAUUCUUUCUGUUCACAUCAAAGUUAUUUAUUUCAUUCAUCUUUAUAAUCACCAUGAUAGUUUUAAUGUUGACAUUCCUCUUUCUAUUGAAGCUAUCAAAGUUGGUGUUGAAACAUCAAUUACAGGACAUUUUCCUAAACCAACACCAAACAUCUCAUUUAUUGAUUAUAUUCACUAG